AUUACUCCGUCAACAUCUACCAUGAUACCACUGGCCACCUCCGAUUCGCAAUGCUCCUCGGCGGCCCCAGCAACACGCAAGCAAGCCUGGAGAAGGCCGCGGAAGAUGCGCUAAAGGCGGGUGCCGCUGGCGGAACAAUGGUCCUUCAGAGUCCGGACGGAACUCUGGUCGGUCGCCCCUUCGGAAGCGCGUGGUGGUCGGACGGAAGCGGAUGGCAGGUCAUUCCAAAGGACUUCCUCAAGUCGACUGUGAUCCAGCUUUCCGACGUCGUGGUGCCGAGCACAAUUAAAGCUCCCCUUCAGAUUGUUAUGAAUCUGAAACCUACUUCGUGGCUGAAAGCACGUACGUGA
Molecule: messenger RNA, 350 nt
Organism: Klebsormidium nitens
Lineage: Eukaryota; Viridiplantae; Streptophyta; Klebsormidiophyceae; Klebsormidiales; Klebsormidiaceae
Source: the annotation of a GenBank genome assembly